Messenger RNA from Megalops cyprinoides (Indo-Pacific tarpon), 3084 nucleotides. Its product is annotated as E3 ubiquitin-protein ligase Topors-like. The coding region runs from base 180 to 3032 and encodes 950 amino acids. Gene Ontology annotation, molecular function: ubiquitin protein ligase activity. NCBI's taxonomy places the organism in Eukaryota, Metazoa, Chordata, Actinopteri, Elopiformes, Megalopidae. Gene Ontology annotation, biological process: protein polyubiquitination; protein monoubiquitination. The transcript has 2 exons. The record is from RefSeq and is a predicted model, not a curated record.
UGUCUAGCUAGCUAGUUAGCCACAUUUGAUGCUCGAAAGGAAUUUUUCGCCUUUUUAUUUAAUUUUGUCAUCACAUAAUGCAGUUUCUUUCUGGUGUUUGUUUUGUGGCGUUCAGACUGUCACAAAAUAACUUGGAUCAAACGCAUGAGUAGGAUUUCCUUUUCAGUCUCCCAUUCCAGAUGAUGGCACCUACAAAGAUGAAAUUGCGGAUGAGAAAAAAGGAUGGUCCAGGCAAGGCAUCACAGACUGUGUCGGCAGAAGCCUCUCCUGACUCAAAAUGCCCCAUCUGCCUGGACCGGUUCAACAAUAUGGCGUACUUGGAUCACUGUCUGCACAAGUUCUGCUUCCGGUGCAUCCACGAGUGGUCCAAGAACAAAGCAGAGUGCCCACUAUGCAAGCAACCUUUCAACUCUAUCUUUCACACCGUAAAGGCAGAGAAUGACUUUAAGGAGUUUGUCCUGAGGCCUACUGAGAACGGCUCCUUCAGCAGCCCUGGGGCCCACAGGCUUAGGUACGGCGCCACGCAAACGAGGGAGCGGAGGCAGUCCCCGAGGAGAACGUCGCCUCCUCCGGACAACGGGGUCAUAUUCGAGGGCCUCUCUGGCUCCACCCCCCUGCAGCAGGACAGGGGAGUCCACCGCAUGAUGAUGAGGCUGGCGGCGCGGAGGCGGGCCCAAAGCAAGGGCAGGACGGUGCGCCACCUGCGGGAGCAGGAGAUGGUGACGUUCCGCCGGGCGCUGUACCGCACCGGGGUGAGGGUGCGCAGCGUGCGCGACGGCGGCCGCCACCGGGACAUCUCGGCCGCCUUCUUCCAGCGGAACCCGGCCUGCCUCCACCGGCUGCUGCCCUGGCUGAAGCGGGAGCUGACGGUGCUCUACGGCACCCACGGCUCGCUGGUCAAUAUCGUGCAGCACAUCAUCAUGUCCCGCAUCACCCGCUAUGACAUGGAGGACCAGGCCAUUCAGGACGAGCUGCGGCCCUUCCUGCUCACCCGCACCGACCACUUCCUGCACGAGUUCAUCAGCUUCGCCCGCUCGCCGUUCAACAUGGAGGCCUACGACCAGCACGCCAUCUACGACUGCCCCGCACCCUCCUACGAGGAAGGCAGCAGCUCCGACUCCUCGGUCAUUGCCAUAUCGGAGGACGAGGGGGGCUCCGUGGAGCGGGACCAGCGGCCCGUCUCCGUGGCGGGCAGCGCCCUGAGCCAGGCGCCGUGGGACGACGAGACGCCCGGGCCGUCGUAUUCCACCACAGAGCAGCCGCGGUCGCCCUCGCUGUCGGUCAGCGAGUCGGAGUCCGAGAGCAGCCGGGAGGGGGCGGGGCAGCCGGAGGCCGCGCCGCAGGAGGGUGCCCAGGUGAAGGCCGACCCGGCCGUGAACGAGGACGGGGGCGCUUCUUCCUUCGCAGAGGAGGAGGAAGAGGACUGCGUCAUCGUGGGCUACGUGAAGCCCAUGGCCGAGCGGACGCCAGAGCUGGUACAGCUCUCCUCCGAUUCCGAGGAGUCUGUCCACGACGCAAACGAGAACCCGGAGGUCCCUCAGCAGCCCCAGCACAUCCGCUUUCCCAGCCUCAGCCCCCCGUCCUCCGCCUGCUCCUCCGCAUCCAAGCGCAAGUCUCCACAAAGGGAAGCCCUGUCUGCCGGGAGCUUCCAGCAGGCAGACAAAGACCUCCCCUCUUUGGAAGCGAGGGAAAGACACUCCGCUUCACACAAAGGCAACUCUCCUGCAGACAGAGGCGGGACCUCCGGAGUGACGGACAGAAGCGGCAAGUAUCACACGGGCGGCAGCCGCUCUCACAACAAGGACGAGCGGAGACACCACAGAGGCUCCAGAGAAAGGUCGAGGUCCAGAAGCAGAGACCGGUCCCGUAAGAGCGGCAGCAGGUGGUCGAGGAGCACGGAGCGGAGCUGGUCGGCGAGAAGCCCCACUAUCUCAGUGCACAGCGACAGCACGCUCUCCAGAGGGAGGAGGCAUUCGAGGUCGCGCAGCGGGGAGCGUCCGCCCUCGAAAGACAGGGCGCGGGACAAGAGGCGGGAGAGGGACGGUGGCCGCCGCAGACACGGCCGCGAGAGGUCGUCGUACAAGUACCACUGGGACUCCUACAGCCGGGAGAAGGAGAGCAGCGAUCCCCUGUAUGUGCCCAGCCGGUCUUACUGCUCCAGCUUAUACACGAGCCCAGAAUACGAUUCGCGGUCGCGAAGCCGCAGCCCACAGGACCCCCGGGACCCCCGGGACCUGCCCCACUUGGAGAGGAGGCGAUCCAGUAGCCUCUCGGGCGCCAGCUCCCAGGGCUCCCACGCCGCCCGCCGCAGAUCCCGCCACGAGAAGCCCAGCGGGAAGCGGAAGUACAAGACCCGCCACCUGGAGGGGUCCUCCAAAGAGCGGCCUUCCAGAGCACCCGCGCUGCCGCCCUCUCCCCCCUCCUCCGGCCUCAGGGAGAGGGGCGCCGGCGAGAGGCACCACAGGCGGUCCCGGAGGAAGAGCCGGAGCCCCAGCGUGGAGAUCAUCUUCGAGGGCAGGGCCACGGCGGAGACCCGGCGGCACCACAAGAAGAAGAAAAAGCACAGGAAGAGGAGCAGGAGGCACAAAAGCAGGGAGCGGGCGGAGUGCCGCUCGCCCACCGUCAUCACCAUCGACAGCGACACCGACCACACCGUGGACAUCACCGACCCGGCCGUGGACGUUGGCGACCGCGCGGGCCUCGUCAGCGGCAAGAAUGAGGUCUCCACCACCACCGGGCACCCCUCCGACGCGCACCUGCUGGAGUCUAUCCUGCAGGAUCUGGAGGAGCACAUUCUGCCUGUUGAUCAGGACAGCGCUGCGGGUGCUUCACACACUGACGCGGCUUCUUCACAAGUGGCAUUCGACAUUGAUAAAUGCAACACACCACACAGUGAAAACAAACAUUCCUCUGUGUCCUCAGAUGAUGAGACAAGUACUGGCAGCCCGUUAAUAACAAUCGAAAGCCAAUUCAUUGAACAGACGAGUUUGGAAGAUGCCCCUGACAUCAGUGCGGUCGGUCGCACAGACUGAAACUCAGAAAGACUGUACUUCUCUUUACACAUCCUUAAAUUAGGGAACAAAA